AUGAAGCAGACGUCAAUAGCUGGCCCUCCAAAUUUAAAGUAUGAAAGAAAAAAUAUCCAUGACUUGAAUGAAAGUGAUGCAGAUGGGGCAAGUCAAUGCUCAGAACUAUUUUUCAGAGGCAAAAGGGAAAAUGUCAACAUUCAGUCUCUCACCAAGAAGAUGCCUGAAAGGGGAGAUAAAUAUGGUAAUGCUUUGUUAAAAAAUGGCAGAUCAAAUUCAUCAACAAUGGAUGCAAACACAAUAGGUGGAAACACCUGCAUUGUUAAUACUUAUCAAGCUGGUAAAGAUUUCUCUGAGGCUUCAUCAGGCAGCUUUAAAAAGUGUUUGAAUGAAUCAUUACACAGCUCUUCAAGUGUCCACUGUGAGAAAAUAACAAGCUUUAAUAAGCCAAGCGUGUCAAUGACCACGGAAGACUUUAAAAAGCCAAGAACGUCAUUGAUGACCAGGGAAGGCUUUAAUAAGCCAAGCAUGUCAUUGAUGACCAGGGAAGAAAGGCUGAGAAAACAAAAAGAAAAACAGGAGAAGUUUCAGCAGAGCUUGCACCACAAGCAGCUGUGCAACAGUCCGUCCACAAGCCAGGGAGGAGAACCUGAACAGC
Molecule: messenger RNA, 598 nt
Organism: Lymnaea stagnalis (great pond snail)
Lineage: Eukaryota; Metazoa; Mollusca; Gastropoda; Lymnaeidae
Source: the annotation of a GenBank genome assembly